GCGCUGGUUCUCCAUCCAGAACAGCCAGCUGGUCUAUCAGAAGAAGGCCAAGGACCUGCUGACGGUGGUCGUGGAGGACCUUCGCCUCUGCACGGUCAAGCCGUGUCCGGACCACGAGCGCCGCUUCUGUUUCGAGGUGGUCUCCCCCUCCAAGUCCUGCCUCCUCCAGGCCGACUCAGAGCGCCACCUGCAGGCCUGGAUGUGCGCCGUCCAGAGCAGCAUAGCCUCGGCUUACAACGAGGAUUACCCAGAAUCCCCCGGGAGUCUGGGGGUGCAUUUCUCCAAGGUGAGGUCCCUGACGCUGGAUGCCUGGGAGCCGGAGCUGGUGAAGCUGAUGUCCGUGCUGGGAAACCGAGUCAUCAACCAGAUCUACGAGGCCCGGGUGGAGGAAAUGAACAUGAAGCGCCCCCAGCCAGGAAGUUCCAGAUCCGAAAAGGAGGCCUGGAUCCGGGCCAAAUACGUGGAGAGGAAGUUUAUCACCAAGUUCCCCAACACCGGGAGGGCCCUGAGUCGCAGCAGAGAGCCCCCCAGGGGGCCGGAGAGAUCCCCAAGGCCGUUUCCCAAGCCUAAGCCGCCGGGCCACAUCCGAGCCCGCGAGGGAAUCUCCCCGAGUCGGGCUGCCCCAGCGUCGGAGGACCUGCACAAUUUGCACCCGGGCGCCUUGCUCUACCGCGCGGCCGCCGCGCCCCCCAGUUUGCCCACCAUGACGGACGCUCUGGCUCACGGGGCGGACGUAAACUGGGUGAACACGGCCCAGGAAAGCCGGACCCCGUUGCUCCAGGCUGUCGCUGCUAAUUCAUUGCUGGCGUGUGAAUUUUUGCUUCAAAACGGAGCCAACGUCAACCAGGCGGACUCUAAAGGGCGAGGACCGCUGCACCACGCCACCAUCUUAGGCCACACCGGGCUGGCCUGCCUGUUUCUCAAACGCGGUGCCAACAUGAACGCCGUGGACGGGGAGGGCAAGGACCCGCUGGGCAUUGCCAUCGAUUCGACCAACGCGGAUAUCGUGACCUUGCUGCGACUGGCCAAGAUGCGGGAAGCUGAACUGGCCUUAGGCCAGUCAGGGGAUGAAACUUACCUGGACAUUUUCCAAGAUUUCUCCUUCAUGGCGUCCAACGAUCCUGAGAAAUUGGCCAGGAGAGCCUACGACCUGAGACUCACCACGUUGUGAAG
Protobothrops mucrosquamatus (brown spotted pit viper) is the source of this 1173-nucleotide messenger RNA. RefSeq names its product ArfGAP with coiled-coil, ankyrin repeat and PH domains 1 (gene ACAP1). The annotation marks the transcript as partial. Lineage: Eukaryota; Metazoa; Chordata; Lepidosauria; Squamata; Viperidae. The record is from RefSeq and is a predicted model, not a curated record. The transcript has 11 exons. Gene Ontology annotation, molecular function: GTPase activator activity; protein binding.